AUGGCUAACGAGGCAGGAGCCUCCUCCCAGGCCUGCUCAAGUCGACUGGGUCAUAGAUCUGACGAUAAACGCCCAGAUCUCUUCGCUCGCGUGGUGCAGCACCUCAGGAACCAUCCAAGUAAGCAGACACGGCCGUGACGUGAAUGCCCGCUGCGUAUCUGACACUGUUUGUUUCUUGUGGCACACAGGCGUCGACAAGGUCGAGAUCCAAGAGCAUAGCCCCGUCACAGGCAAGAGGGGAGAGAAACUGGACCACCAUCCCAUCCUUCGUCUUCAGUUGGCGAGGUGGCCGUAUGGGAGGGCAGCAACCAUCCGUUCCGGCUGCCAGCCGACCUCUGCAACUUCUACCUCCUCGCGGACGGGUGCAAGCUCUCAUGGCGUGUGAGGGCGUCAGCGGGCAUAAGCGGCUCAAAGGCCGCCAACUCGCCCUCCAGCCUGCCCCUCGGCUGCGUCGAGGUGGUGCCGCUCAAGGGACUGAAGAGGGUUAGUGCAUGGUGUUGUGUUGUGCUGUGUUGGGUUGAGGGUAUCUGUGUGUGUGUGGUGUUUGCAAUGAAGGUGAGGCUGGAGCCAAUGGUUAUGGACGAUGACGACGACGGAGAAAGCCAAACCAGACCGAAAGAAAGCGGCAGGUAGGAAGCCUUUGCGCACGUGUGUCUACACCACAUGUGUCUGCUUCUGUCGCCGCAGCUGUCGGCCCUCUCCCGCCAGCACGGCAGCUCUGCACCGUGAGGGGUGGGGCGUGUUCGACCUCAACCCGAACGCAGCUGACGGGCGGGUGGUGCUCAUGAUGGCGCCACACGCACACACCGCACAAGUGUGGUUCCAGGUAUGUGGCAUGGGUGGGUCCGUACGUACACAAGGCGCAUGGGUGUGUGCAGGAUAUGUCGUGCGAUUGGCACUUCCUGGCGGCGUCGUUCACCGACUACUUCCGGCUGGCACUGCUGCACCUGGGCAUCGCUAGAUGGUACGUGACGUGACACAGAUGUUCCUCAUUGCCUGUGUGUGCGUGUGUAUGUGUGUGAGUGUCGAUUCCCUUCGCCUGUGUGUCAGGGAGUAUGCCUUCACGAGUGUGGGGCUGGACCCCUACACACAGCGGUGGCUCUCCUUCUUCACACACGAACGGUCGGCGAAUGAUUGACGUGGGUGGAUGGACGGAUGCGUUUUGAUAGCGACUCUUGUGUGUGUGUGUGUGUGUGAUAGGUAUCUGCUAGACAUGUCAGAGCAGCCCGGCGGUCACAAUUAGAGAGGGAACCAGACAACCAGACAAAGAACAGAUCGCCUCGGCCGAUGAAGAUAUGAUGACGUUUGACUCAUCUUGAUUCAUGGGCAACAUAAAUACAUCUGUGUGCGUACACCCCGAGGGCACGAUCCUCGUCCCGCUGACAACCACCACAUAGCCCCAUUGCAGGGCCCUGCAUGCAUUCCGGUCGAUGCGAGCUUUUAGAAGAGUCUUCGGUCUCCAUCCCCGAGAUCUCCGGUCAGGAAUGGCUUUGGAGAGUGUGGAAGAGGUGUGUGUCGUGAGCGAUGUCCUUCAAAAGCCACGAUAUGUCCGCGUCAAGGUCCAGUCCUCCGGAUCUCUUCACACACCUGAUGGCGGGUGCCUGGCGCUACCCGAGUACCAACUCUACCGACUGCGGGAUGCCCAUGGGUAAGCAGGGCACACACUAAGCCCGCACCUGGUGUCACCUUCCGAGCGUCGGUUCGUUUCUCUGCUGUCAGGCUGCAAGCCCUGUGCCUCCAGCGGAGUCGUCACCUGCGCAAACACGUCGCGUCAGCCUCAACAACUGCUGACGUCCGUGUUGGCGGCGAGCAAGGUGCGCUCGACGAUGACUGCGAGUUGCUGCUGCUGCUGUUCGGCCAGCAGAUCUCACACUCACGCGACGACUUGAGGCUCGCUGCAGCCCUCAUCGAUGACAUAUCGGCCCUCUCGACCCCGUCUGUAGCGCCCAAGUGGCGGCUGCCUGAAAAGAGCUCAUUUGCUUCAUCUGGCGGCCUUGCGGCACCAGAAGGGGGAGUGGAGGAUGCUCCGCAAGCCGAGAUAGCGGAGAGCGACGGAAUGCCAGGCAGAUGGCUGUCCCGACAAUCGACCGAGGCCACCAUCAAGGACACCGUGCAGCGCGGCAGCCUGGAUUGGGCUGGUCCGGACGACGAGGACCUGCAGCGGUGGGCGUCUAUUCUCUUGCAGCACUGCAUCCUGACAAGGCUCGAUGGCGUCUAUGCCGUCAAGAGGACGCUCAGGCAAGGCGACCUGUUCGACACGCUGUUGGUGGAGCACUCUGGGACAGGCAGGCUGUUCGGUGCCAAGAGAUACCAGAAGGCUCUGCUCAAGGUGUGAAUGAGACCUGGCAGGCGCGCAGGCAGCAUGGUCCGUUGUGUGCGUUCGGUCUUUGUUUGCCUGCAGGAGUUUGAUGCGGAGGAGUCUCCGCAGCGCAUUGAGUGGCUGCCCUACGAGAUAGCCACCUGGAGGGCGUUGCAGCAUCCCCGCAUACUGCGGCUCGUCGCUGUCUACGAGACGGCCGACCACAUCACUGUGGUGAGAAGCACACCACCAUGUCACCCUGAAUGUCCUCACAGUAGUCAUGGGUUCCCUGCUUUCUGUCAGAUUCACGAGCAUGGUGCGUCGUCGGACGUGUUUCGGUACAUCGAUCAGCUGCCGACCUACAGCGAGGCGGACUGCCGGCGUCUCGUCCGUGGGCUCAUCGAGGCCAUCGCCUUCCUCCAUGAGAAGCGCAUCGCCCACCGCAACAUCAAACCCACCGCACUAACGCCAUGCGGUCAGUCUGUCGGUCACACCACACCAGCACGCCCUGCCAUAUGUUUACUUUGUCGUAUGUAUGGGGCUGUGUGCAGAGAGCGGCGAGGGCGUGUGCCUAAAGCUGGGUCAGUUCGACGUGGCUGCGUGCCUGGAUGAGUGCAGCUGGUACUCCCGGAUGCAGUGCGGGACGCCCGGCUACGUGGCGCCGGAGAUGCUGCAGGGCAGACCAUACGACGAGAAGGUCGACGUCUUCUCCGCAGGUGAGAGGGAGGAGAGGGAGGAGCACCAGGAAUGAACAGCAUAGCAUGUGCAUCACAUCAAUCAGCAUCCACAGCACAGCACAGCCUCUUCUGCCCUUUCUCCCGGCAGGUGUGGUGCUGUAUGCGCUGCUGGUGGGGUCGCUGCCCUUCAAUGAGCACCCCACGCCACUCGGCCGCUCUGAAAUCAGCAGGGCGCCGCGGGAGGACGUCCGGCAGGUGCUGCUCCGGAACCUCCGUUGCGAGUGGGACCUCCAGAGCGACGCUGCGUGGCAGCACGUGUCAGAGGAGGGGAAGGACCUCGUCACUCGGAUGAUGGCGGUGAGAGAUACCGAUGCACACAACUGGACGGAUAAGUGCUGGAUGGCUUUCUGUCGUGUGUCUUGUCAGGAGUCUCCUGAGGAUCGGCCGUUGGCUGCUGAGUGUCUGCAAGACCCAUGGUUCACAUCUGUGGAUGGCGAUCGGCUCCAGCGCGAGCGGGCGGGCCCUGUCCACUUGUGGAAGGUCAAGGAAGCCGCUGCUGCCGCCACAUCAGAGUCGUCAGCAAGCCCCCUGCCGACAGAGGACACUCACAAAGAGCCCCUACCCUCUGCUCUUUCUGCCAACUUGGACUCCAUCGAGUGCAUCAAAGUGCCCCGCAUUCUCGUCAGCAAGGAUCUGCCGGCGGCCAUAUCGUCACCCGCCACCCCCGCCCCGCCCCUCCUGUCCGUCCCCUACAGCACAUCGUCACUCAGCUCAGGUCGCCCCUCCCCAUCCGCCCCCGCCUCCACACACAGACACGGCUCACAGCGACGUCGGCCAAGGUUCGCCGCGACGCUGCAUGUGCCUGAUCGUCGGCCGUCCUUCCGGUCGCCCCCCUCUGGCUCAUCUGGGCGCAAGAGUGUCAGCUCUCGGCAUGCGUCAGACUCAGAGAACGAUACGGUGGCCUCGCGGCUGAGGCGAUUCGUGGGCACCCCAAAGGGGCCCCGACGGGGGAUGAGGAGGCUGCUGCAGUCCAGCGAGAUCGGUUCUCCGGGAUCGCCGAGGCGGUCGCCAAGUAUCCCCUCUUCACUUCGCCGCCGUGUCCGGCCUGAGUUCUUCGUCAGCAUGGCCAAGCACGUCACAAACCCAGACCAUGGGCCGUCUACGACCGUCCCAGUCGCCCAACCAGCUGCAGAGCCUCAAAUCGAGCUUGCCUCACAGCCACAGGCAGCGGACGGCGAGGUCGGGUCACAGCAACCAAGGUGCCCCAUGAGCCCCUGCAUCUUGCCGCGGAGCCGUCAUGUGCCGUGCGACCCCCAGAUGCGCCGCAGCUACUCAGCUGACGACGUCGCGACCAUGGCACGAAGCCGCUCAUCGAGCAGCGACUCCAUCGUUGAGCGGGAGCCAUCAUCGGAGCGAUUCCUCCAGUGGAUCGAAGGCAGAGGCAGCGCGCCCACAGAGCCGGCCGCCCCGUCCAAGAGUGAGCCACAUAUCUGUCAGCGGCCCCAGGACGCCGCGACCCGGCAGCAGCAGGUCGGCGUGCGGCACAACAGGAAACGUUUGAGCGCCGCGAGCCAGCGUGAGCUGAGCAAGACGGUGGCGCGCCUCCGCUCUAAGAUGCAGCUCGAGUAUGGGGAAGACUGGUGGGCAGGGGGGCAGAUGCCAACACCUGACGCAGCGGACGAGAAGGCCAAUGAUGGGAGAGGGGCCAGCGGCGAGGGGCUGGCCACUAAGGCCGUCGAGAGUGGGAAAGCGGCCGCCAGGUCCGGUGGCCUGGAGGUCAGUUACUGGUUUUUAUGUCUGGCGGUGGUUGUUCUGGCGGCGCUGUUGGUCUGGUGGAUGGGGACGGCGCAGUCAGCUGCGGUCUAACACCUUUUUCUGUUGCGAGUACUGAGAUUGUGGCAGAUAGGUGCUGUGCUUGGCUGUGUUUUGUGCUGGUCGGUCAUUCUCGGCUUCCGUGAGUGUGGAUGGGUUGAUCAUAGGGCGAUCGCGGCACAUGCAGCCGAGGCCAACCGAACAGUGAGCGGUUGUCGAUUGACAGACAGCCUACAUGGAUGCCCUGGAAGUGCAUGGUGGAUGGAUGGAUGGAUCAGUAAGUGGCUUGUUAGCGGCCAGCCAGAAAACGAAAAAAUGCCAUAGCAUGAAUCGAAUGAUAGGCCGUCAGACAAAGUCGCCCUGCCAAUGGCUGUCUGUCUCUCUGUGUUCACCAUGG
This is a messenger RNA of Vitrella brassicaformis, 5185 nucleotides long. NCBI's taxonomy places the organism in Eukaryota, Vitrellaceae. The record is from the annotation of a GenBank genome assembly.